Molecule: messenger RNA, 1470 nt
Organism: Amoebophrya sp. A25
Lineage: Eukaryota; Dinophyceae; Syndiniales; Amoebophryaceae
Source: the annotation of a GenBank genome assembly
CCGGACUUGCAUCCUCUGGUGAAGUCGGAGUGAACCUACAAGCCUUCCAGAUUUUCAAGCAUGCUGAGUUCGCUUCCGCAGAUGCGAUUGCAAAAUUCAUGCUCGAGGUCCACAACGACAACGAGGUGCAACUGCUACAAGCUCAGGACGGUACAUCUUCGUGUGGGGGAACAUUUUACCCGCUGAAGGAUUUUCCGCAUCAGACAUCAGCAGAACGUUGCUUUGUCGUGAGUGUGCCUUCUCAUUGGCCAAAACUGCCUUCGUGUAGGCUGUUCAACGACGGUACAUCUUCCGUGUCUCUGUUGCAGCUUUUACACGUGAGAUCUCGAAUGGCGCGAACUACAGAAUCUAGCAGAAAAGUCUCUGGUUCAAUAGUAGAAGCCAAGCCAGCAUCGGUAGAGGCAUGGGUCCAAUCUCUGACGGAUAAUGAAGUGCUAUGGGAUCAUUUAGGAUGGCUUGUGCGUGCUUACGUGAAGGACCUGUCACACAGAUCUCGGAAAGUAGCGUACUUGAUGAAAAAAAACCAAGAAAAUCCUAUUAACGAUUCCUCGAACCUCGACUUCUUCAUUCGUACUAGAGAUGGGCGGGAAAACGAGGAUCAUGAUGGUGGUACUAAAAACAAGGAUCAUGGAAACAUUAUUGGUGACUAUGGUACACUGUUGCGUGAUCACUGGUGGGGAAUCGUCCAGAGAUAUCAUGGCUUUGACAUAUAAUUCCGUUGGAGCUUUCACGAAACACGACUUCUUCCACGCAUCUCUCCUGAGUGACGUGGACUCUCGAUAUGAUAGAGCAAAAAACGCUUGGUGCUGUUCUUCUAAUGAGUUUGUCUUCCCAUGGGUUGUUCUUUCCACAGGAUCUUCCUCCAAACGUCGUUCCGAUGGUUGUUCCAUGAUCGGUGGCUGGACAUCACAGACAUAUGCGAUCCGCUCAGUCGAUCUACAACAGCCAGAAUCAAUGAUCAAGAGAGCGAAAGAGCGACGUCUUAGUCUUCAUUAAAGAUAGAUACAAACCGAAAUUAGAGCAGAAAGAAUAAUUUAGUACAGUUACAUGUAAAGAUCGUCUGUCCGAUUACGACCACUUACCUCCUACCGCCUCAACAAACAACAUGCCGGCUCCUCAAGGUGUUGCACACUUGAACAUCACUGCUGGCGCUUUGGUUGCAGUAGGAGGAGUAAUGGGUUAUGUGAAGAAAAAAAGCGUUGCAAGUCUGGUCGCAGGGGUCUCGAUGGGUGCGGCUUACUUCGGAAGUGCAUACCUAGUAGACAGAAUAGACCCAGUAAAAGGAUUUCAAGCUUAUGAUGAAGAGCUAUCAACAUCGAGUUACCUAGUUUGACCCCUACAGUAUACAUACCCCCUAAAGCAGUUGGGGGUGCUCUUGUGAAGAUAUCUCAACAACAAAAAUGGAGCCCUUUCAUAGCCUCGGUGCAGCUACGAGCGCCUUGCUGGUUGGAGCUAUGCUUCCACGAUAUA